AUGGAGAAAUGCAGGUGUGAGCCACUGGACCCAGCACAGGUCAAGAGUUACCUGCAGAUGCUGCCCAAGGGUGUUGCCUUCUGCCAUGCCAACAACAUCGUGCAUUGGGACCUGAAACCUGCCAACCUACUUAUCAGUGUCUCAGGCCAGCUCAAGACAGCUGACUUUGGCCUGGCCCGGGUCUUUUUUCCAGAUGGCAGCUGGCUCUGUACACACCAGGUGGCUACCAGGUUGUACCGAGCUCCGGGGCUCCUGUAUGGUGCCGGCCAGUAUGAGCAGGGCGUUGACCUAUGGGCUGUGGGCUGCAUCAUGGGGGAGCUGCUGAAUGGCUCUCCCCUUUUCCCAGGAGAGAAUGACAUUGAGCAGCUUUGCUGUGUGCUUCGCAUCUUGGGCACCCCCAGCCCUCAAGUCUGGCCGGAGAUCACAGAGCUGCCUGACUACAAGAUCUCCUUUAAGGAACGGGCACCGAUACCCCUGGAGGAGGUGCUUCCUGAUGCCUCUCCUCAGGCCUUGGACCUGCUGGGUCAGUUCCUCCUCUACCCUUCUCGCCAGCGCAUUGCAGCCUCCCAGGCCCUCUUGCAUCAGUACUUCUUCACAGCUCCUCUGCCUGCCCACCCAUCUGAGCUGCCAAUUCCCCAGCGCCCAGGGGGGCCUGCCCCCAAGGCCCCCCCAGGGCCCCCCCAUGUCCAUGACUUCCAUGUGGACCGGCCUCUUGAGGAGUCACUGUUGAACCCAGAGCUCAUUCGGCCCUUCAUCCCAGAGGGGUGA
Messenger RNA from Castor canadensis (American beaver), 768 nucleotides. Its product is annotated as cyclin-dependent kinase 20. NCBI's taxonomy places the organism in Eukaryota, Metazoa, Chordata, Mammalia, Rodentia, Castoridae. Gene Ontology annotation, biological process: protein phosphorylation. The record is from RefSeq and is a predicted model, not a curated record. Gene Ontology annotation, molecular function: protein serine/threonine kinase activity; ATP binding. Gene Ontology annotation, cellular component: nucleus.